Messenger RNA from Drosophila virilis, 1527 nucleotides. RefSeq names its product probable alpha-aspartyl dipeptidase. The record is from RefSeq and is a predicted model, not a curated record. Lineage: Eukaryota; Metazoa; Arthropoda; Insecta; Diptera; Drosophilidae. Gene Ontology annotation, molecular function: serine-type peptidase activity. Gene Ontology annotation, biological process: proteolysis.
UGCAAGAGGAGGGCAUUUGCGUUGACUUUUAUUGCAUGCCGUUAUCUGCAGCCAUAAAUGUACUUGUGAAAGAAACGAUAAACUACUCAGUAACUGAGCAGAGUUGCAGCGAAUAGUUGGCAUUUCAUAUUGAAAGUAAGAAAAGAAAACUCACCUGGGCAACAUUUGAAGGUAAUUAAAUCGACACAAAUAUGAACAGCGGAACGCGUAAUUUGUUGUUGCUCUCAUCGUCGCGCCUGCAUGGACAUGGCUUUUUGGAGCAUGCACGCGCCCAGCUGGAGGAUCUGUUUCAGGCCAAGAACGUGAAAACGGUGCUCUUUGUGCCGUAUGCCCAGCGGGAUCAUGACAAGUACACGGCAACGGUGCGCGAUGCACUGCAGCCGUGGGGCUAUGCUGUUGAGGGGCUGCACACGAAAACGGAUCUGGGACGGGCGCUGCGCGAGGCACAGGCCAUCUUUGUGGGCGGCGGCAAUACGUUUGUGCUGCUGAAGCAGCUGUACGAUCUGCAGCUGGUGGAGCUGAUACGCGAACUGGUGCUGCAGCAGGGCCUCACCUAUGUGGGCAGCAGUGCCGGCACUAAUGUGGCCACACGCUCCAUACACACCACCAACGAUAUGCCCGUGCUGCAGCCGCCCAGCUUUGAGGCGCUGGCCCUGGUGCCGUUCAACAUCAAUCCGCACUACCUGGAAACGGAGGCGAAUAGCCAGCACAAGGGUGAGACGCGCGACGAACGCAUCUCCGAGUUUAUCAGCUAUCAUGAACGGCCUGUGCUGGGGCUGCGCGAGGGCACCAGUGUGCGCGUCCAGGGCGAUCAGGCAACGCUCCUAGGCGAACGCAAUGCGAAGCUCUUCAAGCCGGAUGGCUCUGCUGUCGAGUAUGCUCCUCAGUCUGAUCUUAGUUUCCUGCUGCAGCCCUGAGACUGAUCUAUAUAUAUAUAGUAAUACGAAAUAUUGUGCAACAUUUAAGCAUUGUUUUAUACAACAAUUAUAUAUAUAUAUAUACAUACAUGUAUAUACAUCGGCAUGUUCGGGAUGGAUCAAUCUUAUGGGCAUUGGCUCUAUCAUGGUUAAAACUAUGAUUAAACAUCUUACAAUAUGCAAUAUAGUGUUAUGUUCCCUAUAUAUACAUCAGCUAGAAUAGACAACCUGAAGAUACGUUCGUUUGUCCAAGUCAAAUCAAAGUUUGAACAAGGUAAUAAAAAUUGCCUAAGAUUGACGCUUACGACUUCUAUGAAGACGGAAACGAUGGCCAAUUAGUUAUUAUCAUACAUAGUAGAAACUUGUAAUAUUGAAAGUCAGGUUAAAUAAGUUCAGCUAGACUGAAAUUAAUCUCACCUGUUCGAUUGACAGUAAAUCUCUUAGAAUUAAUUCUCGAAAACGCAGCAAUUACAAAUUUUCAGAGCGUUUCUUAAACUUGAUUAAUGCGUAUAUAUAUAUAAAAAUGUAGUGUAGUUUUAUUUCAUUUUUCACGCCCUUAUUUUAGCUUUAAUAAAAGUUCUUGACGCAAUUAAUGAUAUGCCAAACGAAA